GAUAGUGAGAGCUACCUAUUGUUUUUGUUGACCUGGUCAUCUCAUCUGUGUUGUGUGCGGCUUUUCACCCAGUUCGCCCGAGUUUAUUUCCAUGCCAAAUGGCCGCCUACAUGGAGGACGCGUUAGUGGAGGCACGGCGGGCACGUGACGCUGGCGAGGUGCCCGUGGGCUGUGUAUUCGUUCAUGGGGACAGGGUGGUCGCACGUGGCGGGAACGAGGUGAACGUCCACCGGAACGCGACCCGCCACGCGGAGUUCAUUUGCAUCGACGCUAUCCUGGCAACCUGCCGCGAAAAGCGUCUGCCGGCCCGUCAGCUAUUCAGCGAAAUUACCGUGGUGGUCACAGUGGAGCCUUGCAUCAUGUGCUCCGCCGCCCUACAUACGUUGGGUGUAAAGGAGAUCAUUUACGGUUGCGAGAACGACCGGUUUGGAGGAAAGACAGUGGUGGACGUGGCCGCUGUCGUUGGCCAAAGAAUAGAAAUCACCGGUGGCGUGCGGGCGGAUGAGGCGAUGGCGCUUCUGAAGGAGUUUUACAAGGGUGACAAUCCGGCGGCACCGCCACAGGCCAAGAAGAAGAAGUAGGAUCAGUCGGAGAUUAUACUACGUUUCGGAAAAUAUGAAGCAGAAUAAGGGUAUGAAGAUACCAACUGAUCCUCAAG
This is a messenger RNA of Drosophila eugracilis, 658 nucleotides long. Its product is annotated as tRNA-specific adenosine deaminase 2. NCBI's taxonomy places the organism in Eukaryota, Metazoa, Arthropoda, Insecta, Diptera, Drosophilidae. Gene Ontology annotation, molecular function: tRNA-specific adenosine-34 deaminase activity. The record is from RefSeq and is a predicted model, not a curated record. Gene Ontology annotation, cellular component: cytoplasm; nucleus. Gene Ontology annotation, biological process: tRNA wobble adenosine to inosine editing.